UCGGUUCCGUUUUGGGUGAAAAUGCGGCUAUGUGACUAAGUGGAACUUUGCUGUCAUGCAGAGGAGAACCAGGGCUGAAUAUUACCACGCACUACUUUCAGUUUUCUGGGUUUUCCCUCCAAUGGCUCAGGCCACAGAGGCAGUCAACCAGCUUCACCUGCUGGCCAGCAGACAACAGAACAAGGAAAAAGUAGAGGGCAUGGGGAGGGGCAUCUUUUUGUCUGAAGUGUUUGAAUGUCUAAAUGAAUCAUACCGGCAGGGUUUCAGUGAGCGUCACAGGGUCGUACGUUUUGUGUUGAGAGCCAGGAAGCGUGCGCACGUUGACCAACAUUGCGACGCUACUUUUUUUUCAACCGUGCAUCCUGCAUCCUCUCGAAACACCCUCGAACAAAAGUGAAAGUACGCUGAUGUGGAAAGAGCUCCAUGUGUUGUGUGUGUGUGUGUGUGUGUGUGUGUGUGUGUUUGUGCGUGUGUGGGUGUAUACCCUACAAGAUAUUUCCUUAUCUUCACAAAACUUAUAGGCUACUUUCUUCCUCAGCUGUCUGUCCUUCGCUUGGCUUUUGAAACCGUGUCUGUACCGCAUGUCAGUAGUCUUCGCCACGUGUUUUUCAGUUGGCUACUUUUUUUUUGUCGCGUCUUUUUGUCGCAUCUUGUUUGACGGUGUCUUGUAAGUGUGGUACAUAGUCAACCUCCAGUUUUCUAUACUUUUUGAAUGUGUUUUGUGAUGCGUGGCUUUCCAGAUGGACGGAUGAGCCCCUCAUCGCUAUGACGAUGUAAAUGCAAGCUUGCUGGGGACGAUGGAUUGAGUGCAGAAAAGUUCCUGGAUUAGCACAGUGUCGGCACAAAGGAGAGGCGCUUCGUCGGCAGCACAGCGGCAGCACAGCACAACACAGAGAGGGACCGACCGAGGGGCCAGGGAGGCACACACGAGCCGCUCCACCACCACACAACAACAACAACAACAACCAGCAUCCCCCCAUCGACUGGACGAGACUGAGAGAGAGAGAGAGAGGAAGAGAAGGAGGGAAAAACGGCAAGGCUUCCGACGCCGCAACCUUCACGGAAGAGGUGCCCCUGGCGGGAAAAGCCGCUGAGCCAUGGCGGAGAAACGGUUCGCCGGGAUACUGAAUGGAGCUGUUCCUGGAGAGCCAGUGAAGAGAGAUGAGAACUCGCGGAGAGGAAACUGGGGGAACCAGAUCGAGUUCGUCCUCACCAGCGUGGGCUACGCGGUGGGACUGGGCAAUGUGUGGAGGUUCCCUUAUCUCUGCUACAGAAACGGAGGCGGGGCCUUCAUGUUCCCGUACUUCAUCAUGCUGGUGUUCUGCGGCAUCCCCCUCUUCUUCCUUGAGCUCUCCUUCGGACAGUUCGCCAGUCUCGGAUGCCUGGGGGUGUGGAAGGUCAGCCCCAUGUUCAAAGGGGUAGGCUACGGCAUGAUGGUGGUGUCCACCUACAUCGGGAUCUACUACAACGUGGUGAUCUGCAUCGCCUUCUACUACUUCUUCAUGUCCAUGACCAACCUGCUGCCGUGGACCUACUGCAAUAACCCCUGGAACACGCCGGACUGCAGCGGGGUGGUGAGCGCGUCCCGCUUCAACAGCUCCCUGGCCAACGCCUCGGCCGUGGUGUCCGGCGUCGCCGAGCUGGUCAACCGCACCAAGAGGACCAGCCCCAGCGAAGAGUACUGGAAACACAAGGUGCUGAACAUCUCGGACGACAUUGGGAAUUUUGGGGAGGUGCGUCUCCCCAUCCUGGGCUGCCUGGCAGUGUCCUGGGUGGUGGUGUUCCUCUGCCUCAUCAGGGGAGUCAAGUCCUCUGGCAAGGUGGUGUACUUCACCGCCACCUUCCCCUACGUGGUGCUGACCAUCCUCUUCAUCAGAGGCAUCACUCUGGACGGGGCCGUCAAUGGCAUCGCCUACUACCUGACCCCGCAGUGGAAGAAGAUCCUCGAUGCCAAGGUUUGGGGAGAUGCCGCGUCUCAGAUCUUCUACUCUCUGGGCUGUGCCUGGGGAGGCCUCAUCACUAUGGCGUCCUACAACAAGUUCCACAACAACUGCUAUCGAGACAGCAUCAUCAUCAGCGUCACCAACUGCGCCACCAGCGUUUACGCCGGCUUCGUCAUCUUCUCCAUCCUGGGCUUCAUGGCGCACCACCUGGGGGUGGACGUGUCCGAGGUGGCAGACCACGGGCCCGGGCUGGCGUUCGUGGCCUACCCAGAAGCCCUCACGCUGCUGCCCAUCUCCCCUCUCUGGUCCCUCCUGUUCUUCUUCAUGCUCAUCCUUCUGGGCCUGGGCACGCAGUUCUGUCUGUUAGAGACCCUCGUCACUGCCAUCGUGGACGAAAUCGGCACAGACUGGAUCAUCAGGAACAAGACGGUGGUCACACUGGGAGUGGCUGUUGUAGGCUUUCUCCUGGGAGUGCCGCUGACCACUCAGGCUGGGAUUUAUUGGUUGCUGCUCAUGGAUAACUACGCUGCCAGUUUCUCCCUGGUCGUCAUCUCUUGCAUCAUGUGUAUCUGCAUCAUGUACAUAUAUGGACACAAGAACUACUUCAAAGAUGUGGAGAUGAUGCUGGGCUUCCCCCCUCCCAUAUUCUUCAGGAUCUGCUGGAGAUUCGUGUCGCCCGUCAUCAUCACUUUUAUCCUGAUCUUCACAGUCAUCCAGUACAAGCCAAUCACCUACAACGAUUACAUCUACCCCAACUGGUCCCUCAUCAUUGGGUUCUUCAUGGCGUUGUCCUCGGUGAUCUGCAUACCCAUCUUUGCCCUCUACCAGAUUGCCAAUUCUGAAGGGACCACGUUCAUAGAGCGGUUGAAGAACUCGGUGAAGCCGGACCGGAGUUGGGGCCCGGCCCUCAUGGAGCACCGGAUAGGGCGGUACGCGCCGGGCGGGGCCUCGGGGCCCGACGGCGGCCUGGAGGUGCGGGCCCUGAAGGAGGAGCUGAAGGAGGAGGAGAAGGAGAAGCUGGACGAGAUCAGCCUCACCAUCCAGGGCAGCAACGGCUCCACACACAACCCCAACCCCAACCCCAGCGCGUAAAAGACCCCGCCCCCGCCCGGACCCACGCCCUUUCCCACCCUGCACAGUGGGGGAGAGAACCAUGCUCGCUGGAGACCCUUACAUAUUGUAAGGGCUUAUUUUAUCUAACCUCUAGAAAAUUGGUCCUCAUCCAAAAUGUUUUAUUUGUCCACAUAAUUUAAUAAUGCAUUUUUUUUGUUUUCCUUUUCUUUUUUUUUUUUUUUUUUUUUUAAACAGAUUUUUUUUUUUUCAUAUGCAUGAAAAUCUACAAAAAAAAUUUGUGCAUACACUGUUUGUGACUAGGGAGCAGUGAGCGUUCAUUUCUCCAGACUGUACAAAAAACAAAACGAAAAGAAAAAAACAUUCAGACGUGAUAGCAGCGACGCCACUUGUAAGACAGGCCACUUGGGUGUAGAGAGAGUGCUGGCUGGUUUAAAGCUGGAGACCAAAUGUUCUUUAGCGCCGACAAGUCCAGGUAGCACCGCUCUGCCGAUCUGUAUGUUCUUUUUUUUUGUUCUUUCACCGUACGGUACAGUACGUUACAGCUCUUGGUAUUUGGCGCCUUGAUCCGUAGUCUCGACUUAGACUGUUGUUCGAAAGCUGCUUUUAAAUUAUUGAGAACAACAACUAAUGAGUCUCUUCGGAGCCCCUCGGAGUGCCGUUUUGGUGUGUCAAGUUUGUCUGCUGUUUUUCUUUUCUUUUCUACACUUCACACAGGAAAACACUCUCUGCUUACCAUAAUUUACCUUUUCCUACUGCAAGGUACAGAUACAAGUUUUCAUGUAGUGUGAAUUAUGAAACUCAAAAAAUUGUAAAAAACCAUUUGGAAUGUACAUACCAUACAUGCAAUAGGGAUGUGAAUAAUGGUUUUAAGUGUUUGGAUACUUGUUAUCUAUAAAAGCUAACUUUGCUACUCAAAAAAUAAUGAAUUAGGUCUUACCUCCUGUCAUUGGGAACUUAGCCAUGUUACCAACUGUAUGGCUUGCAGAAGAAGGAACAUAUUCAGACUAACCAGAGAUCAAAGGCUCUAGCUUUAAUCUCUCCCUGUACAAUAAUUUGCUGGCCAAUCAAUUUGACGCUAUCAAAUUAAAAAUGAAUCCCCCAAUUAACUACCCGACAUACAGGUGCUUUCAUGUGAGUCCAUGUCAGCUAAGAGCUGAUGUUCCGUCAGUGUUGCAUUUGACUGAAGCGCCCUCUAAUGGGAGACUUCAGCAUGUCAUUCUUGCGACCGAUCUGGAUUUUAGUUUGAAUCCCGGAAGGAAAAGGGGGGGAAAAAUGUACUCUUUCUUUAAAAUAGAAAGUGUUUUUAUCAGUUGUUCAUUAAGCGCUUACCCGGUGCAGCGGCUUUUAACGAGUCCCCAGACACUGGCCAUUAUCCCUAGCAUGUACACAGAUGUCUCUCUGCAUACUGGUACGAGAAGGAUAUCUGACUCCAGCUUUCUAAACGGCUGUCCUGAUUGGUUAAAGCACUUUUUUUCCCCUCCACGCCCAUUCUCAGGGUCCCAGCUAGCUUGCUUUGAGAACAUUAAGGAUCGCUUUGAUUUGCGGAGGGGGAGGAGUCUAUGAGCGAAAGAUCCUAGACGAGCAGUAACCCACGGAAACUAAAACUGUUAGUGGCUGCUCUGGUGCAGCUUCUGUAUAGUCUUCCAGACAUUUUCCUGUGAAAUGCAUCGUGAGACAAUUUGUGUCUCAUUUGUGAAGGGAGCACUGGACUUCAUAACCUUAGAAAAUAGUUUACUUGUCUGCACACUAAGGAGAUGUGAUGGCCUCUCGUUUCUUAUUAUUAUUAAUUGCCCUAAAGCAGGGGGAAGAAGGCAUGUUUACCAAAAACACACAAAGCGUGCGUAGAGUGAUCUACCUUGGUGCCAUUGCGGGAGUAUGGGGUUUCAAUAAAUGUAGGAAGUUUUUUUUUUCUUGCAAAGGGGAGGAAUUAUGCCUUUUGGCUGUUGCAGAAGAAAGAGUUUGAAUUUUAGCUCAAGUUUUUUUUUUCUGUAGCACUGAGGGGAGUGGCCAAACUGAUGAGUGCAGAGCAGGAAGCAGAAACAGCAUUUGCCCCUCAGUUGGCCAGCCCAACCACCCCCCACCCCACCCCAGUCCCCGCCCCCAAGAAAGAAAUGGGCGGUGCUUAACUCAACGAUGAACAGAGGUCAUUAUUAUAGGAUCAUGGAAUUCACACGUAGUCAUACGUACAAUAGUUUACAUUGUAGUGUUGUCGUUUUUUCAUUAUUGUAAAGUAACAUAGUAAAUAAUUAUAAAGAAAGGAAACAAUGUUUAUUUUGUAAAGAAACUACAGUAUCUUGAGUAAUAAGAGUAAUGUUUACCAUUCCUCAUUUGUGACUUGAUUUUUGUAGAUUUUUUUUCCUGUUUUUUUUUAUUUUUUAUUAUUUUCUGGUACAGUGGGGCCUGGGUGCUGAGGCAGUCAAUAUUUGGGGUGAAGUGUGGACGGGGGUUGGGAGUUUGAUCAGUUUGACAAAAAAAAAAAGUCUUUCUGAGAUGCCGCACAAUUCUGUUUCACCGUGCUAACAAUGCUACAAGACCAGGUACGGUAUAAGCAGGGCUAUUUCCUGGCUUAAUGAGGGAGUGGAAGCCAAGCGUAGGGACCACUAAGGUGCUUAGAGUGUCGCUUGUUGAUACAAGCUCCUGUGUCAUUUUGUCAGUUACAGUAUAUCACUUUGAAAACAUGUGGAACUGAUUGCUUUCCAGUUGCCCAACCCCACGCUUAGACUCAUCAACCGGGAACAAUUUCAACAUUUUGUUUGUCGUUUGUCCUGGCGUGUUCAUAGAGUAUAAAGCACACAGAAGCAAGUGUCGAACGUUUACGAACGCUGGCAAAAACACUUUAGGGCACAACCUGCAUCACGGUAGAUGGUAUCUGAAACUCAGGGGUAUAGGUUUGGUUAGCUUAGGUUAGAACCGGGACACUUCCGCUCAAAAAGCACAAGUGCAGCCCAGGACACACAAGCUGUACUGCAGUUUGUGUGAGGUGUGUAAAUAGGCAGAGGAACAAAGGUCAGAGCAUAGAAAAAGCCGUGUUUCCUCCGCAGGUGGUGCGUGUGGUCAUGGAACACUUAAGUUCAAUUUUGGUUUUGUUGGUUUAUCGUGAGUUUUAUGUGCUUCAUGUAUUAAUACAACCCUAUCAUGAAGGCUAACAUGAAUUUAAGCACAAAUAACGGACUUCAAGUGUACAGGCUGGGGUUUAAUUAUGUACUAUGAUUGCAGCGGGUGAGCACAGAUCUCAUUUGGAGCACAUACCCGUUAGGUCAAGGCCUCUAGCUGUCACAAGGAAGUCCUUGUGGGGCAAGCGGAUCACGAUGUUGGUGAAUUACAGUAAUUAUGAUCAUAAUAAUCAUCAUGCUACUGUGUCCUAAUUCUUGACUGUCCUCAGCGCACUCCCUCCGUUUCUUGUACAGUAAUGUAAAAAUGAAUCUGACUGGUGUUUGUGUUUGGAUUUUUGUCUUUAUUUGGCGGGACGGGGAGGGGGAGGGGGAAGGGGAGGGGGAGGUGCUGGUAAGGGGACAUUUUCUUUCCUGUAGUAAAAUAGCUGGUGUAAUGUGUAAUUUGUGUACUGUGUAGUGGAUAUUUUACACCUUCUGAAUAUAGAGGUAGUUGAGGAUAGUGUCAGUAUUGAUGUCUUGUAAUUUUAAUCAAUAUGUAACUGUCCAUUUUGUCUUCUAACAACCAGAGUCUACGCGCAUAGAUUUUUUUUCUCAUUUUAUUUUGUAUUAGAGCCUUUUUUUUAUUAUUGUUGUCAGAGUUAACCAUUUUUAUCCAGGUUCAGUGACACUACCUUUCUUAAAGUUCUAAAAGCCAGCGAUAUCAACUGUCGUGCCAAAUGAUAAAGCUUUGGACUGAAACUUGAAAAAAAACGAACAGAACGCUUUUUUUUUUUUUUUUUAAAGAAAGUCUCUCACAUCUCCAGGUUGUCACAGCAACGCUGUAGAAGGAACCGCACAUGAGUGAAGGUGUUAUGCAGUGUUAUACAAGCCCAGCAGUGUUCUACUUACAUGGCAGUAUUGUAUAAAAAAAGAGAAAUCAAAAAAUAAAACUAGCACAAAAGCAAUACACCUACAGUGUAACAGUGUAGAAAACUGCAUGCUGUAAUUCAGUUAUAUGAAUGCAAACUAUCUUCAUACAGUUUGUUGAUAUGCUCGGCCAUUUGUUUCUAAUGUGUGCGUAUGUGUCCAACCGUACCAAAACCGGUAUCAUAAAUGUAAACUGGUAAUGUUUAUGUAGUGGACAUAACCUAUUAAUUCAACAUAUCAGUGUAUUGGAAAAUAAUGUAGUGUGUGUUUCAGUUAACCUAGUCAGAAAUUCUGGAAGAUUUAAUACUGCAUCCUAUGGAAUAAUUUGAAUAAUAAUUCAUUGUUUUAAAGACAACUGGAUUUUGAACUAUGUAUAACCCACACUGAAAGUAUAUUGUUUGGUCCUUCAUGGUCUUAUUCUUACACAACCUUGAAUCUAUCCAUCCAUGUAAAGUAAAUCUUUAUGGAUUUAUUAACUGGAUGUGCAAUUACAAGCAGUCUUGAAAACUGUCAGUAGGUUUGACUAAACUGUGAUUUUCUUUUCGGUGGCCCUGCGGGUCCACGGGAGAGAUUCGUUUUCUUUCUUCCUCAUAAACUUAACGUGUUCUCAUGUUGUCACGGCACUUUAAAUGACACGCGUGUUAAAAAGCAACAGAAGAUGAUACAAACUUCCAUACGUUUUAAAGUAAUGCCUUUACAGCUAUAUUUGUAUACACUGUGGAGCUACCGGUGGAAGGCACUUUGGUAUGCCAAUGUAAACUUAUUGCAACGGAUGGGAGAAUCAAGCACAACUGAAAAGAAUUACAUUACUUUGUCAUGCAUACCUGUCUAACAGUGUCUUUUGAACCUUAGGGCCAAAUUUCAUUGACGUUGUCUUAGUCUCAUGUCAACUGUAUAUCUUAAACUGUUCGAUUACAAAUGGUAAAUAAAGUUAUAUUUUAAAAAUCAA
Molecule: messenger RNA, 7985 nt
Organism: Anguilla rostrata (American eel)
Lineage: Eukaryota; Metazoa; Chordata; Actinopteri; Anguilliformes; Anguillidae
Gene: slc6a9
Product: solute carrier family 6 member 9
Exons: 14
Coding region: 1098-3035 (645 amino acids)
Biological process (GO): neurotransmitter transport; glycine import across plasma membrane; synaptic transmission, glycinergic
Cellular component (GO): plasma membrane
Molecular function (GO): glycine:sodium symporter activity
Source: RefSeq, a predicted model, not a curated record